UCGUGCACCGCCCACCGCGUCGCGCCGCGCCGCGCCGUGGCGUGGCGUGGCGUGGCGCGGCCACAGCGCGCGCGCACACGCACGCAUCGUCGCAUCCGCGUUUUUAGCCCCCCCACACCUCGCCACCAGUUCGCCACCCUCUCUCUCUCUUCUCCACCACCACCUCCAUCUCGCAGUCGCAGUGCCAGCUAAGGCCUUGUACAGGGCUUCGCUCCCCACACGUUUUCUUCUCCCCCUCCACAUCUCCCCUCUCGCCGCCGCCGCCGCCGCAUUCCGUUCAGGGACUUCUCCGCCGGCGCCAUGGCUGCCGCUGCAAGGUUCUUGGCGGUCUUGCUCCUCGUUCUUGCUGUCGCGGCGGCGUCUUCCGCGGCGGCGUCGUUGGCUGGCGGCGGCGACCGCCACCUGCAGCUGGGGAUGCUGUCCACCGGCGGCGAGUGCCGGGGCACGGUGGGGGAGUGCCUUGAGGGGGGAGACGUCGACGGCGAGGAGGGGGAGCUCGGGUCGGCGUCCGGCGAGGCGCACCGCCGCGUGCUCGCCGGGAGAGGGUACAUCAGCUACCAGUCGCUGCGCCGCGACAGCGUGCCGUGCUCUCGCCGCGGCGCCAGCUACUACAACUGUCGCCCCGGCGCCUCCGCCAACCCCUACCACCGCGGCUGCUCCCGCAUCACCCGCUGCCGCGGCUGAUCUCCUCCUCCUCCUCCUCCUCCUCCUGCGCCGCCGCCGCUGGAUCCGCCGGAGAAGAUGGCAUCGUCGUCGCCAGGUUAAAAUACAAAAAAAAAGAGAGGAAAAAACAAAAUAAUCGAGCUGUUGUUCUUGUGUUCUUGCAGUGCCACUACUCCUACCUCUACUAUUUAUUACUAUUAGCUACUACUAUUAAUUAAUAUAUUCCUUUGUUUGAUUUGCUGCUGCUAAUGAUGCUGCUGUUGUAUUUGGGAUCUUAUUGUUUGUGCUUUGUAAAGUAAGAGAGAUUUGUGCCCCACUAUGGCUGGCUUAAUUAUCAAGAGAUAUAUAUUCUUUCUUAUUCUUUUUUUGAA
Molecule: messenger RNA, 1034 nt
Organism: Oryza sativa Japonica Group (Japanese rice)
Lineage: Eukaryota; Viridiplantae; Streptophyta; Magnoliopsida; Poales; Poaceae
Product: rapid alkalinization factor
Biological process (GO): calcium-mediated signaling
Cellular component (GO): plasmodesma
Source: RefSeq, a predicted model, not a curated record